This is a messenger RNA of Ficedula albicollis (Collared flycatcher), 4244 nucleotides long. It is a transcript of the gene MIGA2, whose product is annotated as family with sequence similarity 73 member B. The transcript has 15 exons. Gene Ontology annotation, biological process: mitochondrial fusion. The record is from RefSeq and is a predicted model, not a curated record. NCBI's taxonomy places the organism in Eukaryota, Metazoa, Chordata, Aves, Passeriformes, Muscicapidae. Bases 148 to 1923 code for a protein of 591 amino acids.
GAGGAGGAUUGUUGGAUGAAGGCCAGCCCCAGGACUCUGAGCCAGAUGUCAGAGAAAAGUUGGAUUCUUUUGUGAGCAGCUCACACAGCGUCCACAAGUGCCCUUCCCCGUGGCGGCUCCUGGAGGUGCCGAGGUGCUGGUGCAGACAUGGCAUUUAGAAGGACAGAGGGAAUGUCCAUCAUGCAGGCCUUGGCAAUGACCGUGGCAGAGAUCCCUGUGUUCGUUUACACCACCUUUGGGCAGUCUGUGUUCUCUCAGCUGCGGCUCUCUCCAGGCCUGCGCAAGGUGCUGUUUGCCACAGCUCUGGGGACGGUGGCCCUGGCUCUUGCAGCUCACCAGCUGAAGCGGCGCCGCCGCCGAAAGAAGCAGAUUGCUCCAGACAAGUGCGGCUUCAAGCCAGGAGGGAUCACAGUGCCCAUCCUGCCAACCAGGAGGGUCUCCUCCGUGAAGAAAGGAUACUCCAGCAGGAGAGUCCAGAGCCCUGGCAGCAAGAGCAAUGACACACUCAGUGGGAUUUCCUCCAUUGAGCCCAGCAAACAUUCCAGUUCCUCCCACAGCCUCGCCUCGAUGGUAGCAGUCAAUUCCUCUAGUCCAGUACCCCCAGGGAUGUGGGAGGCCCAGGCAAUGGGAGAUGCUGGAGCCAUUGGUGAUUCCAGUGCAGAAAGCCUCUAUGUUCAAGGCAUGGAGCUGUUUGAGGAGGCCCUGCAGAAAUGGGAACAGGCACUGAGCAUCAGGCAGAGGGACAGUGCUUGUACCAGCACCCCUGUGCCCUGGGACAGCAGGAAACAGCAGGAGAGCAUGUCUGAGACCAUUUCAGAGGAGGAGUCCCAGAAAAGGGAGUUUGCUGAGAAGCUGGAGUCCCUCUUGCACCGAGCCUACCACCUCCAGGAAGAGUUUGGCUCCUCUCUCCCGUCGGACAGCGUUCUGCUGGAUCUGGAGAAGACUUUGAUGCUCCCACUGGCGGAUGGAUCGCUGCGGCUGCGGACGGAUGACGAGGACAGCUCAGCUUCAGAGGAUUCCUUCUUCUCGGCAGCAGAGCUCUUUGACUCUCUCCCCUUUGAGAAAAUGCCAUUCCACCUCUCCAAGCCAGUGGCAGCAUAUGAAGAAGCUCUGCAGUUGGUGAAAGAAGGGAAGGUCGCAUGCCGGACGCUGAGGACAGAGCUCCUUGGCUGCUACAGUGACGAGGAUUUCCUGGCGAAGCUGCACUGUGUCAGGCAGGCAUUCCAGGAGCUGCUGGAGGAUGAAAGCAAUCAGCUGUUUUUUGGGGAGGUUGGCAAGCAGAUGGUGAUAGGACUGAUGACAAAAGCUGAAAAGAAUCCCAAAGCUUUCCUGGAAAGCUACGAGGAGAUGCUGCGUUAUGCCUUGAAGCAAGAGACCUGGCCAACCACUCAGCAGGAGCUCGAGGGAAGAGGGGUGGUGUGCAUGAGCUUCUUUGAUAUAGUGCUGGACUUCAUCCUCAUGGAUGCUUUUGAGGAUCUGGAGAACCCUCCCUCCUCGGUGCUGGCUGUGCUGCGCAACCGCUGGCUGUCGGACAGCUUCAAGGAGACGGCUCUAGCAACUGCUUGCUGGUCAGUUCUGAAAGCAAAAAGGAGGCUUCUGAUGGUACCAGAUGGUUUUAUCUCUCAUUUCUACUCCGUAUCGGAGCAUGUCAGUCCUGUUCUAGCCUUUGGUUUUCUGGGGCCCAAGCAGCAGCUAUCUGAAGUCUGCGGUUUCUUCAAGCACCAGAUCGUGCAGUAUCUGAAGGACAUGUUUGACUUUGACAACGUGAGGUACACCACAGUGCAGCUGCUGGCAGAGGACAUCCUGCAGCUGUCGCGGCGGCGCAGCGAGAUCCUCCUGGGGUAUCUGGGCACCGAGAGUGCCCCGGAGAUGAACGGCACGCUUCCUGGGGAAACAGAGCUGCUGAAGGAGGAGCUCAUCUGAUGGCUGUGGAGGAAAGCACUUUUGUACAAGGACCUUUUCCUCCCAGAGAUGGUUAAAACUACCUGCCAAGUGCAGCAGUGGCAGCAAGACUAUGUGAACACACAACAGUCUGGCGGGACCUUCUGCUUUUUGUAGCCAGUAGUGUUUGCUGGGAUGGAUCCAGGACCACUUGCCAACUUAUGGUUUGAAUUUCUUCUUUGUUCCACCUUCCUGUCAUUAUUAUUACUUUCAAUGUUUCCUAUAUACAUUGUGUCCUGAGCUGCCCGGGCCCAGAUUUUUGCCCAGUUCUCUUGAACAGGGCAAUGUUUGUAUCUGUUUUGCCUUUGUGUUUUCUGGGAGGUGAAUCCCUGACGUUUACGAUUGAGUGUGGGAACAGGAAUAUCAUUGGUAAAUUCUCCACUUGACCACUAGCUUCUCAAGGAGGCUUUGCUUGCUUUGGGAUUUUUAUUACUGUUUUUCUCUGUUGUGUUCCAACAGACAUUAAUUACUGCUGAUUUUUACCUUAAGUGUGAUAACAUACUCAAUGUGACUAGCAAAGAUUUCUUUCCUGGGGAGGAAGAAAUAGUUCUGUAAAGCACUGAAGUAAAAUGCAGACUUGUAAGCAUUUUGUAAGAAGCUCUAGGGAAAGGGGUCUGUUCCCUUGGUAUUGCUGCUCUUUGCAGACCAGAUGACAAGCUCUGUGUCCUGGUCAUCCUUUCUUAGGAGGUUGCUGAGGUCUAUGUUUCCCCCUAAGGCAGGUUAGUGUGAGAGGAGGGGAUUUGCAUGCUGCCUGUGCUUGCACAAAGUCUUUGACAUCCAUCAAAGUGCCUUGCUGGAUUUCAGAAUGAGCCAGCAGCAGCUUUUGCUGGGUAGGAGGUGUGGAGUGUGUACAAGCUGGGGAAAGGGUAAUAAUGUGGUGCUGGGGAAAGGGUAAUAAUGUGGUGCCUAUUGCUGUUGUGCACAGGAUAGUGAGAGGUGUAGAUGCUGGAUGUGAGUUAUGUGUGCAGAUAGUUGAAGAGCUGGGAUCAAGCUUCUAGAGAGGAAAUGACUCUUUAGAGUCUGUCAGUUGUAAGAAAUACAGCAUAGUUUUGGGCAAUGAUCAAAUGUGUGUGAGUAUGGUUGUGCGUCUCAAAUGCUGUGAUCUUGACUGCCCAGCCAACACCUGGAAUCUGGCUGCCUUGGGAUAUGAGCUGAGCUGGAUACUUGUGUAGGACACCAGCAGUGGAGUGUGCUGCACUUAUAAAAAUCACAGAAUAACAGAAUAUGCUGAGUUGGAAGGGACACAUCAGGAUUGAGUCCAACUUAUGUCUCUGUACAGGACACCCCAACAUUCCCACCACAUGCUGAAGGAGUUGUGCAAAUUUCUUGAACUCUGUCAGGCUCGGUGCUGUGACCGCUUCCCUGGGGAGCUCUUCACUCUUCAACUACCCUCUGGGUAGAAAACCUUUUCCUGAUAGCCAACCUAACCUCUCCUGAGGUUCUAACCUCUCUCAGCUUCAUGCCAUUGGCUUGAGGCAGUCCUGGCUUUUGUGUGAGGUUUGCAGUGAUUUGCCUAGUCUUCUGUGAGUGCAACACCACAGAUAAAAGUAGAGAUCCAGCCCACGCCUUCUUCUGUUUCAGUCCACAUAUAAGUCCAAGUCCAACCCUUGGAAUGAGGAGGUCUUCAGGACUUCCACAAAAACAUGAGCCUCACUGUUUUUGUUCCAGACUCAUUAGUUACCCCUUGUGCCUGUUCUGGGUGAAAGACACAAGGCUUACCCGGCCUAUUUUUGCAAGUGGAAAAAAUAUGUAAGAAUCUGGAAUUUCCAUAUGAGUGGAAAGUCAGUGCGUGGGCUUGGAGAAUACAAAUGCUUUCUUCCUCUUCAGAUAUCUAAUGUGAAUUCUGCUGGUAAAAGCAGGAAGGAAGUAAACAGAGAAAAAAAGUAAACAGGAGGAUGUAAAAGGAGCAGAGAAAUAUGCUGAGCCAUGUGUUCCAGGGACACCCUCCCUGAGGAGGGAGGUGGGACCAGAUGACCCACUGUGGUUCCUUCCAACCUGAUCCAUUCUGUGGUUCUGUGAUUCCUUGAAAUGUUUUGAUGUUUGCAGGGGGGUGCAUGUUGAGCACAGUAACAUCUGGUGCUCUGUAAGCACAUCAGACUGAUGUGGCUUAUCCUGGAAACCAGAUUAAUGCAAUAAACAGGACAAUGCUGAGGCAGAAAUUAGGAGCAGCUGCCCCAAGUGAGGCUGCGUGGAAUAAACUGUUAUGAGCAGGAUUUAAGAGACAGCAGUUGAAACUAGGAAAGGUCUCUGAGGUGUCUUGCUCCUGGCAGUGUGCAGGAAGAGAAGAAAUGGAGGAUGUUGUA